This is a messenger RNA of Magnolia sinica, 543 nucleotides long. RefSeq names its product SKP1-like protein 1A. Gene Ontology annotation, biological process: SCF-dependent proteasomal ubiquitin-dependent protein catabolic process. The coding region runs from base 1 to 543 and encodes 180 amino acids. Gene Ontology annotation, molecular function: cullin family protein binding. The transcript has a single exon. The record is from RefSeq and is a predicted model, not a curated record. Gene Ontology annotation, cellular component: cytoplasm; nucleus. NCBI's taxonomy places the organism in Eukaryota, Viridiplantae, Streptophyta, Magnoliopsida, Magnoliales, Magnoliaceae.
AUGGGUGAAGAGUCCGAGAAGGUGAUUCUCCAAAGUUUCAAUGGAGAAACGAAGAAGGUGACUCUACAAACCUCCCAUGGAGAAGUGUUCGAGCUCGAACAGACGGUUGUAUCCCAAUCCCAAUCGCAAAUGAUCAAGUACAUGGUGGAAGAUAACUGCGCCAACGAUGUUAUACCGCUCCCUACCGUAACGGCCAAAGUCCUGGUGAAGGUGAUAGAGUACUGCAACAAACACGCCAAAGGCAGAGGACGAGGAUCCGAUGCCUCCUCCUCCUCCUCAGAUCAGAAAGACAAUAACGAGUUGAAAGGCUGGGAUAAGCAGUUCGUGAGCGGCAUGGACAUCAACUUCGUUUUCGAGCUCGUCCUGGCUGCUAAGUACCUGGACAUCAGUGGUCUGCUGGACCUAACUUGCCAGUACAUCGCCGACCACAUUAAGCAUAUGACCCCUGAGGAGGUACGCAAGGUCUUCAAUAUCAAGAAUGAUCAUACUCCGGAGGAGGAAGCCAAGCUCCGCAAGGAGAUUGAAUGGGCCUUUGAUUAUUAG